UCCAGGAAGCUUUCAGCAGAGCCGAGGCCUGAGCCGGGAAAAUCCUCAUUGUUCUGUACAGGAGGGGGAUCAGCUCUGCUGCCUGGAGACAAGUGGCCGAUCAGGAAAGGUGAGCUGGGACAAAGAGCGUAUGUGGGUCUGACAAGGUCUGCAGAAGUCACUGCCUUGCAAGGAGUGCAAGGGAUAAAAUAAAGUGCAAAGUGCAAGGAAAAUACAACCUAGAUUAAUCCACAGAGAGAGAGAGAACACAGGCGAAUUAGAUCAUAUCAAUAUUUCAAGAGAGACCAAUACAGCAACCCAUGAACUGACCGCUUGACGGGUACCACCAUGUCCAGUGCAGCAGAAGAAACUUCACAGCUCCCUUACGAUGGCACGUGUGAUGCUUGCGAGCCCGACGAGGCCAAGGAGGCGGUUGUCAUCUGCGACGAUUGUCAUUUCUCCUACUGUGAUUUGCACGCUUGUGAACACAAGCAGAAAUACGCUGCUCACAGGGUCAGAGACGUCUCAGACCCAUCUCCGGAGGAAGAAGAGAACACCCCCGUGGAGGAACCGCAAACGAAUACAAAACAGAGUGGUGUGACGGAGAUGAAGACCUGUCCCACACACAAGCAGGAGCUGAGCCUGUACUGCAAGGACGACUCUAAGAUUAUCUGCGUUUUAUGCGCAGUGGCCGGAGACCACCGCCAACAUGAGCUCGUCACCCUCAAUGAGGCCUACCAGGAAAUGAAGAAAAGAAAACCUGUCGACCUGAAGCUCGCCAUGGGCGACAUGAUAGAGAAGUUAAAGGAGAAAUGUGCCAACUCCAAAAUCACACGAGCUGAGCUGAAGAUUUUUAUACAGAAAGAAUUCGAUUACAUGAAGAAAUUGGUGCAUGAAGAAGAGAAAAAAGCCUUGCACUUUGUGGACCUUAAGGAAGCUGUGGCCUCUGCUCAUGUGACUGAGGCCCUAGCUGAACUCAAUGUCCACAUGUCCAAGCUAAUGGCUGAAAUGGCAGAGAUCACCCAACAACUCAACAGCUUUAACCAACUGGUAAUGCAAAAACCUGAGAAUCCAGAAGAAGAUGAAAGGGAUGAAGAGACGGCUCCUGACUCAGCAGCUGAAGGAUGCUCUAAUGCAAGAUUUCACAGCCCCCCUCCAGGCAAUGGACCAUGGUGAAGAGGGGGGGGGCUACAAAAUGCAGAAGACACAUCAGGAGGAAUUGGAGUCUCUUCUUGGACAACUUCACAUGAAUCAACCUCUCUGCUCCAGAAGAUUCGACCUCCAUACCAUGGACUCUUUAUGACUGUAUAUAAUUCAAGUAGGCCUAUGAAAGACCCAGUUGUGAAAUACCGUGGGUAUAAAACUGUGAAUUCUUAAGGGCUGGAAUGACUCUUUGACAUUUUUUUGGUAUAUAUAUUUUUUUCAUUGCUAUUAAAAUAAAAAGUUAGCAUUUUUUCCUGAAACAGCUCCACCACUGUCCACAGGCUAUGCCUGGUAUUGCAGUGAAUGGAACUAAGCUACAAUACCAGACAUGGCCCUAUGGAGGAGAAUGGUGCCGUCAUUUCAAAGAAAUGUUUUUCUAAUCUCAGAAGACCCCAUAAAAUGCAGUGUAGUCUGCAGGCGGCAGGUUAUAGAGCAGGAGGAGCUGAGCAGAUUGAUAUACAGUCUUA
This is a messenger RNA of Bufo bufo (common toad), 1649 nucleotides long. RefSeq names its product tripartite motif containing 44 (gene TRIM44). Lineage: Eukaryota; Metazoa; Chordata; Amphibia; Anura; Bufonidae. The coding region runs from base 328 to 1155 and encodes 275 amino acids. Gene Ontology annotation, molecular function: zinc ion binding. The transcript is spliced from 6 exons. The record is from RefSeq and is a predicted model, not a curated record.